AGCGGCAAGUCCUGGCUUCCCGGGCGGGCGGCACGGGUGAGGACAGAUCCAGUUCAAGCCCCUUCAUACUCCCUGCCACUCCCCGCGGCUCAGAUCAGCCAAGUUUUCACUCCCACCUUCACCUGCCGCUAGCUAAGGCCACCGCUCUCUGGUCGAGAGAGGGCUGCCCACUUUGGGUCUUACCCACGCUGGCUGCUAGAAACCCCGAGAGGUGUUCUCUUUUUCAGUCCUGUUUCGGGGAAGGGGGUGUGGCGGGGAAGGAUGCGAAACUCCGUCCCUCUGCUCUGCCUCUGGGGCGUCUAUUGUUGCUUUGCGGCGGGAAGCUCCACGCCCCCUGGUCCGGAGGGACGGCUGCAAGAUGAGCACCACAAACCCAGGAAUGUGCAGGCAGCUGCUGAACCUCCUGUGAGAUUCAGCCUCCGCACCUCGGGGGACUCAGACCACGAGGGAUGCUACCUCUCCGUCGGCCACAACCAGCCCUUGGAAGACUGUGGUUUCAACAUGACGGCCAAAACCUUUUUCAUCAUUCAUGGAUGGACGAUGAGUGGCAUGUUUGAAAGUUGGCUCUACAAGCUGGUGUCAGCCCUGCAGAUACGAGAGAAAGAAGCCAACGUCGUCGUGGUUGACUGGCUUCCCCUGGCCCACAAGCUUUACACGGACGCAGUCAAUAACACCAGGGUGGUGGGACACAGUGUUGCAAGGAUGCUCGAUUGGCUGCAGGAAAAGGACGAUUUUUCUCUUGGGAAUGUCCACUUGAUCGGCUACAGCCUCGGAGCUCACGUGGCUGGGUACGCUGGCAACUUCGUGGAGGGCACGGUGGGCAGAAUCACAGGUCUGGAUCCCGCCGGGCCGUUGUUCGAAGGGGUGGACAUCCACAGGAGGCUGUCCCCUGACGAUGCAGACUUCGUGGAUGUCCUCCACACCUACACACGUUCCUUCGGCUUGAGCAUCGGGAUUCAGAUGCCCGUGGGCCACAUCGACAUCUACCCCAACGGGGGUGACUUCCAGCCGGGCUGUGGACUCAAUGACGUCUUGGGGUCAAUCGCAUAUGGAACAAUCACGGAGGUGGUGAAAUGCGAGCAUGAGAGGGCUGUCCACCUCUUUGUCGACUCCCUGGUGAACCAGGACAAGCCGAGUUUUGCGUUCCAGUGCACGGACUCAAAUCGCUUCAAGAAGGGGAUCUGUCUCAGUUGCCGGAAGAACCGGUGUAAUAGCAUUGGGUACAACGCCAAGAAAACAAGGAGCAAGAGGAACAGCAAAAUGUAUCUCAAAACCCGGGCAGGCAUGCCUUUCAGAGUUUACCAUUAUCAGAUGAAAAUCCAUAUCUUCAGCUACAAGGCAUUGGGAGAAAUCGAGCCCAACUUUUAUGUUACCCUUUAUGGUACCAGCGCAGACUCCCAGCUUCUGCCUUUGGAAAUAGUGGAGCAGAUCGGGCUGAAUGCCACCAACACCUUCCUGGUCUACACCGAGGAGGACCUGGGAGACCUCUUGAAGAUCAAACUCACCUGGGAGGGGACAGCUCAGUCCUGGUACAACCUGUGGAAGGCGCUUCGCAGCUACCUGUCCCAGCCCCGCAGCACCGAGCGGGAGCUGAGUAUCAGGCGAAUCCGGGUCAAGUCUGGGGAAACUCAGCGGAGAUUAACUUUUUGUGUGCAAGACUUUGAGAACACCAGCAUCUCCCCUGGCCAAGAGCUCUGGUUCCACAAGUGUCGAGAUGGCUGGGGAAUGAAAAACGAAACCAGGGUUUCCUACAGCCGAGCUGUGGACCUUCUGUGAGGGGCCAGCAAGGCCUGCCCACCCCCGCCUUCCAGGGACACGGAGGAGAGUUACUGCUAAGGACCCACCUGAUGGAAGGACACCUCUUGGUCUGGACCCUCAAGCACCGGAAAGAGUCUCUGCCGGGCCCCGCAACUUACCUCCUAUGAUGGUUGGGACUUCUCGCCAGAGCGGACCACGCACUGCUGUUCCUGCCGUUCCUGCUGCUCUAGAAAGCUCUAACUCCAGCCCUGUGUCCAAAGGGUCGAAGGCCCGGGGCUGCUUGUGCACAGCGGGCUGCUCUCUAAGUGCCUGGGUGAGCCUGUGCUUAACCCGAGAAGGAGCACUCGUGGAAGUGCGUGGAAGGCUGUGAGCUGCCUGGCCUGACCUGACCUGUGAGGUGGGGAGAGGUCGUUCUGCUGGGAACUUACUCGCAUCAGGAUGGCAGACCUGUGACCUCAUUCACCCAGAGAGAGGGGAGUGAAGAGCUGGGGUGGUGGCGAGGCCUUCACUGUUGGGGUUCCGUGGGCUGCACUGAUCCAUACUGGUUCCAUUUCAGACAUUCCGUCCUGCUCCCCAGCGCACUCUCUAAAGCACGCAUCAUUGGCGUUCUCGGUUUUCCGUUGCCUAUUUUUUGAUUGGUCAAAUGUUUCUUAAGCACUUAGCCCUAAUUAGCACAUGGCAGUAGACACAUUCGUGAACCUUUCCAGGCUUGGAACCUAAGGGGGUUGGGAUUUCUAGACUCCCUUCCAGUCUUGGUGAUCCAUGGAUAUACACGUGACGAGGGGCACGAGGGACACGGCGGGGCAGGGGGGGCAGAUACAGGGGGUGAGAGUUGGGGAUCCUAGGCGUUCAGGGGUUUCCGCCGGUUCUGGAAGAGUGACAUGUUUGAUCACUUGCAUGGGAGCAAGCGAAGUGCCAUAGUUGCUGGGGACAGAAGGGUGGCCAAUCGCGAAUGUGAUUGUUGCAGAGCGGAACCUCAUCUGCUUAGGAAGAUAGCAGGCCUUACGUAUCUGUUCUACACAUCCGCUCACCAGAAACCAGCACCUGUCCAACAGCGCUGGCACUAAGAUUUAACGGAGGGCUUCUUCCUCCUCCGAAUACCUUACUCUCCUACCCGUGCCUUCUCUGUGUUGAGCUCAGAAAAGCCUCCAAUUCUCGAUCUGGAUAUGAAUGACUGUACGUGAUAUCUGGGAAGCUGUUUUAUACUUUUCCGAAGAUUUGCACAUGCCUAACCUAACUAGAGACUCACAACGGGAGGCGGGCAGGGCAGCUCAAGCCUCUACUUGAGGCUUCGUGAGGUCUGGCCACAUGCCUGGGAUUAUAUACCAAGUCGGUGGUGGAGUUAGCCGAUGCCCCAGAUUUCCUGGAGGCAAGUCCAUAGUGUGCUCCUUUCUGCAACUUCACCAAGAGGUCCAUCGCCUUUCCCAGCAGUAUGACCCAGAUGUGACAAACAAGGAAUUGUUUUUCAGAGCCGUCCAUAAAUCCAUAAACCCUUUUAUUAAUAUAUAACCAGGAAAGCAACUGUUCUCAGAGGCUGGGCGUUUUAUGGAUGAGAUUUAUUUGGAAGGAGAUGGGAUGUCAGGUUGGGGGAGAAGAGUGAUUUUCGUUGUACUUAGAUUUUAAAGGACGUAGUUUUAAUCUGUGUGGUGCCAAAGUUGUAUGUUCAAUGCUAAACUUCCGAAGACGUAACCAGUCAAGUCUUAAUUCAAGGUAUUUUCUUAAAUUGUAUGCCUUGUCUGUUGCUUCUGGGAGUGGUUUCUAGCCAAAGUGGAGCCUAUGUUAUUGAUGGUGUGUCCUGAUUUCUUCUGACAUCUAUUUUUAGGAAUGGAAACCUUAGGAAUCAAUUCCUCAGUGCGCCUUGUAUUUAUACAUUUGGCUUGAAGCCUUAUUUGUAUAUAAUGAUGCUUUUUUUUUAACACUUAGAACACUAUUUAUUUCUCAAGUGUAUAUAAUGUAUAAAAACAAAUACAUGGUUAGUUUUUAUUUUAAAAUUAACCAGUUUUGUGAUUGA
Messenger RNA from Ailuropoda melanoleuca (giant panda), 3769 nucleotides. RefSeq names its product lipase G, endothelial type (gene LIPG). Gene Ontology annotation, biological process: lipid catabolic process. The transcript has 10 exons. Bases 262 to 1776 code for a protein of 504 amino acids. Gene Ontology annotation, molecular function: protein binding; lipoprotein lipase activity. The record is from RefSeq and is a predicted model, not a curated record. Lineage: Eukaryota; Metazoa; Chordata; Mammalia; Carnivora; Ursidae.